AUGCCUCCCAAGGUCGUUUCGGGCAAAGCAGCGAAAAAGGCCUCGAACGCCAAGGUAAUGAAGGUUAACAAGAUGAAGAAGCGCAGAGGCAGGGAGAGCUACGCUACCUACACCGGUAUCUUCUCGAAAGUCAAGUCUGUCAUGAACACGUUCGGGAAUGACAUUUUCAAGCAGAUUGCCUUGGAGUUCAGCCAUCUUGGUCACUACAACAAGCGCUCGACAAUCAUGAACAAACAGAUUGAAACUGUAGUUUGGCUUCUGUUGGCCGGUGAGUUGGCCAAGUAUGCCAUCUACAAAAGUACGAUGGCGGUGACCGAGUACACUAGCACAAAAUAG
Echinostoma caproni is the source of this 336-nucleotide messenger RNA. The record is from the annotation of a GenBank genome assembly. Lineage: Eukaryota; Metazoa; Platyhelminthes; Trematoda; Plagiorchiida; Echinostomatidae.